This is a messenger RNA of Anopheles aquasalis, 720 nucleotides long. RefSeq lists its product as uncharacterized. Lineage: Eukaryota; Metazoa; Arthropoda; Insecta; Diptera; Culicidae. The record is from RefSeq and is a predicted model, not a curated record.
UCUGAGUUCGCACCGUGGAUCCGCUUUGAAAAUGAGGAUUUUUUAAGUUUUUUGGUUCUUUUUAAGGUGAUCUGAGUGAAUUUAAGUUGUUUUCCAACGCUUACCUGUGGCAACUAAUCAACCGACUCACAAUCAUCUUCAGAGAGCACAGAAAUCUGCGGCCGAUAUCCUGGUGCCUCCAAAGGAAACCAUCGGCGGUUCCAGUUCUCCUGUAGCUCCCGUUUAUCUCAUCUAAACACCAUAUUCCAAGAUGCCCAAACGAAAUGUGGCCUUUAUCAAACCGGAGGAGCCAAGUUUUCUGAAGAAAAUCAAAGAACAGAUUGGCUACCGGGAGGGCCCAUCGAUAGAGGACAAGCGUGAAGCAAUCGAAAACUAUGAAGAUUCGGACGAGGAAGAGAAGGACGAUGAAAAGCCCCAAGUGGUGGUCAUCAAGGACGGCGAUCUGACCGCAGAAGAAGCCGCCCAGGCGUUUCAGGAGGAAAGCGAAAGGCCAGCCGAUCUAACCCAAAAGAUUGUGUUUAAAUCGAAAAAGUCAAAAGAUGAUAAAGCUGAGGAAAAGCCGAAGCCUGUGCCCAAGGCGGAUAAAAAGAUGAAAAAAGCACGGAGGAAAGAGCAGCAGAGCAAACUAUCGUUUAACGACGAAGAUGAAGAAGAAGAUAAUUAGAUUAACGUAGGUUAAAAUUUAAAAAGAAAUACAAAAAAUACAAAACAUGCUUAAUA